CGUACCAAACUCAACAUUAAUCCCCAACAAUGGAGGCUCCUUCUUGGGCUCUCAUAGUAAUGGCAUUGCUAGCUGCCUUGUCCUUUCUUUCUAAAAUAAUAACCUUCAAACGCCACCAACUGAAAUUAGCACCGGGUCCUAAACCUUGGCCGAUCAUCGGCAAUCUAAACCUUCUUGGUCCCCUCCCUCACCAAUCUCUUCACAAAUUGUCUCAAAGAUACGGACCAAUUAUGCAGCUCAAGUUCGGAUCGUUGUCAGUUGUGGUUGCCUCAUCUCCCUAUAUGUCAAAGCAAUUCCUAAAGACAUAUGACCACAUCUUUGCCUCUAGACCCCAAACUGCUGCAGGGAAGUACAUUUCGUACAACCACACCAAUGUCUUAUGGGCACCUUACGGACCAUAUUUACACCAAGGCCGUAAAAUAUUUAUGUCCGAGCUCUUUACCUCAAAAAGACUCGAGUCGUAUGAGUAUAUUCGUGUCGAAGAAAGGAGAGCUCUUGUCUCUCGCCUAUGUGCCUUGUCUGGGAAGCCCAUUAGCAUGAAAGAACAUCUCUUGCGCCUCACUCUAAGCGUUAUAAGUAGAAUUGUAUUGGGUAAGAUGUAUUUCAGUGAAUCCGAAUUCGAAACUUCUGCAGUCACGUUCAUGGAAAUCCUGCAAAUGCUAAAUGAGUGGUUCGUGCUUAAUUCGGAGUUUAACUUAGGCGACUGUAUUCCGUGGCUCAAUUUCUUGGACUUGCAGGGAUACGUGAAGCGAAUGAAGGCCUUGGCGAAAAAAUUUGAUCGAUUUCUUGACCAUGUUUUCGACGACCACAAGGUAAAGAGAGAAGUGGAAGAUUUCGUGCCAAAGGACAUGGUGGAUUUAUUACUGCAGCUGUCUGAUGAUCCUAAUACCGAUGUUAAGCUCACUUAUGACAAUGUCAAGGGCCUCAUUCAGGAUCUCUUAGUAGCAGGCACGGAUACAGCUGCGACUUCAGUAGAAUGGGCAAUGUCUGAACUCUUGAAGCAACCACACAUGAUCAGCAAAGCCAUUGAAGAGCUGGAUAGGGUUAUUGGAAAAGACAGAUGGGUAGACGAGAAAGAUAUACCACAACUUCCUUAUAUUGAUGCAAUUAUAAAGGAAACAAUGAGGAAACACCCUGUGGCCGUACUGCUUGCACCGCACUCAGCUCUUGAAGACUGUAAUGUAGCUGGCUACGAUAUUCGUAAAGGAAGUAUAAUUCUGAUAAAUACAUGGGGUAUGGGAAGAGACCCUUUGAUAUGGGACGCACCUGAAGAGUUCCACCCAGAGAGGUUCUUAGGAAAGGCCAUUGAUGGGAAGGGACAAUAUUUCGAGCUAUUGCCGUUUGGGUCCGGGAGGAGGAUGUGCCCUGGUUACAGCCUUGGACUAAAGAUGAUUUAUUCAACCUUGGCUAAUAUGUUACACGGAUUCGAGUGGAAAUUGCCAGACAACAUGAAGCCAGAAGAUUUGAGUAUGGAGGAAGUUUAUGGUUUGGCAACAUCUAGAAAGUUCCCACUUGUUGCAGUCACGAAGCCACGACUCCCACUUCAUCUUUAUUAGUUAUCACUUUUAAUUAGCACGAAUUAUCCAUUUCGUGUUUGCUUUAUUUUGUAAUAAUUCCCUAAUUUGAGGGGCUUGGCAAGUUGGCAUCAUUGUUAUCGUCUUCCUUGCUCUUCUACCUCUUAAAUUUCAGUCUGACCACAAUGAGAACUGUUGAGAUUCUGUUAGGAGAAA
Molecule: messenger RNA, 1730 nt
Organism: Alnus glutinosa
Lineage: Eukaryota; Viridiplantae; Streptophyta; Magnoliopsida; Fagales; Betulaceae
Product: trimethyltridecatetraene synthase-like
Exons: 2
Coding region: 30-1556 (508 amino acids)
Molecular function (GO): oxidoreductase activity, acting on paired donors, with incorporation or reduction of molecular oxygen; heme binding; iron ion binding
Source: RefSeq, a predicted model, not a curated record